GUUCGUACUGUCAGUGUCAUUGUCAUGUCAUAAUAGAAGUAAACCUAAAAAUUAUCAAAUUUAUCAUAAGAAGAAACAUGUAUCAUUGUUUGGAUCUUUUGUACAAUAAUAAUGUCCGAUAAAAGCCUAACCGAUUGUCAAAGUGACACCGAAAGUUUGGAGGAAGAAAUCGAGCCGAAAUUGAAAUACAUCCGCCUAGCGAACCACUUCCACCGCAUCCUCCUUAAAGACGCCAUUAGCUGCAUAGCCGUACACCCACGGUUCAUAUGUUUGGGAUCGCAUUUCGGUUUCAUCUACAUAUUGGAUCAUCUGGGAAACAUCGUCGAAGGGAAGGAGAUACGCGCGCACACCGUCUCCGUUAAUCAAAUAUCGAUCGAGACGGCCGGCGAAUUUAUUGCCUCCUGCUCGGACGAUGGAAAAAUAUUUAUGCACGGUUUGUAUUCGGACGAUCGUAACGAUGUCAUCAACGUAGGACGGAUUGUUAAGACUGUUGCGCUCGAUCCCAACUUUCAGAAGUCGAACUCCGGAUGUCGCUUUAUCACUGGUGAUCAGAAUUUGACCUUGUACGAGAGGACGUUCUUGGGCCGCCUGCGACCGACGGUUCUAUGCGACAGCGAGGGACUGGUGAGCAGUAUCAGUUGGGGCGAGAACUUCGUCGCAUGGUCAAGCGAUAUCGGCGUACGAGUUUACGACCUAAACGCGCGGUGUUCCUUGGGUCUGAUCAAGUGGGAGAUUCAGCAUGGGACGUCUCUAGAUAAAUUUCGUUGCAAUUUACGCUGGGCCGACGCAAGGACGCUAUUAAUCGGAUGGGUCGAUACGGUACGAGUUUGUAUCAUACGCAAAAGGAAUAGCAUCGAGCUAGGCAAUCGCGAUUUACCGGAAUACUUGGUCGAUCCUGUGUCGACGUUUCAAACCGAAUUUUACAUUAGCGGUAUCGCACCGUUAGACAAUCAGUUGGUGCUGUUGGGCUUUUCCAAAGAAUUCGACGCCAACCAAAAGUCCUUGCGUCCACAGUUGUUUAUUGUAGAGUACCGGGAUAACGAUUACAUUGAUGUCUGUACCGAGAGCCUUUCGUUACGUGGCUACGAGGAGUACACAGUAAAUGAUUAUCAUCUAGAGGUCUUGCUAGAAGAAAACCGGUUUUUUAUAGUUGCUCCAAAAGAUGUCGUCAUCGCUAGUCCAUAUGAUCUUGACGAUAGAAUACAGUGGCUAAUACAGCAUGGAAAAUUCGAAGAAGCUCUCAACGCGAUCGCUCAGAGUAACGGUGCGCGCGAUUCGCAAUUUACAGUCGAAACGGUCGGCAUCGCCUACUUGGAUCACCUACUCAGCAAGGGCCUGUACGACCGCGCGGGCAAGUUGUGUAUGAGCAUUUUUGGACACAAAAAAGACGUAUGGGAGGAGCAACUUUUCAAAUUCGCCACCGUACAUCAGCUACGAUCGGUCAGCCCUUACAUCCCUCGCUCACCCGAGUGCACGUUGGAUCCGCAUAUGUACGAGAUGAUUUUGUACGAAUACCUCAAGCUGGACGCCAAAGGUUUUUUAAAUGUCGUAAAAGAGUGGAAGCCGAGCCUGUAUAAUACUUGCGCCGUAAUUAACGCAGUUCUAGAGCAUCUUCUAAUUUGUGAUAAUAAUAGGAAAACUUACUUAGAAUCGUUAGCCAUUUUGUAUAGUUACGAAAAGAAGUACGACAAAAGCCUUAGCAUGUACUUACAACUCAAAAAUAAGGGCGUGUUUAACCUGAUACAGGAGCGCAAUCUACACGGCGUCAUACACAACAUGAUUUUGGACUUGAUGAAUUUAGACAAAGACAAGACGGUGGCCUUGCUUUUGGAGAAAAAUCAGGUGCCGCCCGAGGUCGUGAUCGAGAAACUGAGCGAUCACGAAAUGCAACUGUACUGGUAUUUAGACGCGUACGACAAGAGCAAUCCCCAAGGUCAGUUCCACGGUAAACUGGUCAAGUUGUAUGCCGAAUACGAUCGGGAGAAGCUGCUACCUUUACUGCGCCGAUCGGAUCACUAUCCCAUCCAGGAGGCCUUGGAUAUAUGCCAAAGGCAAAAGUUCUAUCCGGAAAUGAUCUAUCUGCUGGGGCGUGUCGGCGAUACCAAGGAGGCGUUGGAGUUAAUAACGAAGGAACUGAAGGACAUGCAGCAGGCGAUCGAAUUCUGUCAGGAGCACGACGAUCCCGAUUUGUGGAACGAUCUCAUAAAUCAUUCCUUGGAUAAACCUGAAUUCAUUACCUACCUUCUCCAGCACAUCGGCACCUAUGUGGAUCCGACAGUGCUCGUGAACAAAAUAAAAAGCGGCGAACAGAUCCCCGGCCUCAAAAAUUCGCUCGUGAAAAUGUUGCGCGACUACAACCUGCAGGUUUCCGUGCAGGAAGGCUGCAAAAAAAUCCUCGUGUCCGACUACUUCAACUUGCACAACAAAUUGGUCCGUAGUCAGCAGAGGGGCGUAGGCGUGAUCGACGAGAUGGUGUGCAGCGCCUGUCAUCGUUCCGUUAUCACGCGAGACGUGCUGAGGCUAAAUAAUAUCGUCGUCUACAACUGCAAGCAUUGCUUUCACGAGCAGUGCGUCGGCAACCAAACGUCGAACUGCGGCAUCUGCCACCCGACUAAGAACACGUAGCGUCAGAGUAUGAAAAUUCCUAUCCACCCACGCAGUUAUACGGGAGCCGGCCUGGUGUCCGUCGACGUCAAACUCCGAAGAAAGAUGUACCAGAAAUUUACAAUUUGUUCUUUCGUAACGCGGCUUGAGAUUAAUAAUAAAUUUGUCUAGUUCGUGGUCGGAUAACGACUUUUUACCUGAGUACGACAUAAGUUCUAUUUAUUCGUUAAUUGUAAGCAAAUGUAAUUUACCGAUCCUUUUGUCAGCUACCAAAUUCGUAAUCAGCUCAACGACACUUUGGCUUAGGCCGGACUGUUGGCGUAGAGGAGGAUUUUUACCUUUCGCCGAUUGCACGUCGAGACAUAAUCCGCCGACGACGGUCGGUAGUUGAGAGGUGGGGCAGGAGGUGAACGAACCAACGACUAGUGUCUCGCGAAAUGUCAGUUUGUUGUAUAAAUCGUCGUCUGAAAUGUAAAUGUUUUUGUAAGGCAUUAUUUUGUUACAUAUUUAUCUCAACAAAUAUAUUUAUUAUACCUA
Photinus pyralis (common eastern firefly) is the source of this 3141-nucleotide messenger RNA. It is a transcript of the gene lt, whose product is annotated as vacuolar protein sorting-associated protein 41 homolog. The record is from RefSeq and is a predicted model, not a curated record. Bases 112 to 2625 code for a protein of 837 amino acids. Gene Ontology annotation, biological process: macroautophagy; protein targeting to vacuole; cellular response to starvation. NCBI's taxonomy places the organism in Eukaryota, Metazoa, Arthropoda, Insecta, Coleoptera, Lampyridae. Gene Ontology annotation, molecular function: protein binding. Gene Ontology annotation, cellular component: late endosome; HOPS complex. The transcript is spliced from 13 exons.